GUUUCCCUGUCUGUUCGUGCACGUCUGCCUUCUUCGCAGAUCACACUGUCACCAGGCGCCUGUCCACACGUGCGGUGUAGCAUCAGACUGGUCUGGACACCUUUCUCUCAGGUUAUGUGAAGACAUUUCUGAGAACUCAGGGACACAGGGACCAAACAAGCAGUGCAACAUACACCGAUGGAAACAGAUUUGUCAUUUGGAGAGGACAAUGAAAUGUCCUAUGAAGAAAGUGAUUCACCAUUUCCCUCACCCUUCAAUCUGGGUGAUUGGCGUCGCUUCGUUAAAGGAAAGACCUUGCCAUGGCCCAUUGUCCAAAAGAUCUGGACCCCGCCAGGCCACAGCGGCAGCUAUGACCUGGAACAGCGGCGGCAGGAAGAAGAGAGAGCUCCUUCUUCCCAAAUCAUCACCGUGUAUCCAGACCCAGAUGCUGCACUGAACCUCAACACCAAUGCCAACCCCAGACCGGAGUGCAAGCCUUAUGUGGAGCUGAAUGAGUAUCAGAAGACACAAAACCAGGAGGGGUACUGGCAGGAAACAGGACGAUGGGUGGGGUACGAGGAGAGUUACAACCCGGAGGAGGGUAACUGGGGCCCCGCCCACGUCUCCUACCUGACAUUCAGGAGCAUCGUACAAAUGCGCAAGAUCAUGAGCCAAGGUGUGGUGCUGCUGGACCUGGAGGAGCACAGUCUGGCAGCUAUUGCUGAGAAGGUGGCGGAUGAGAUGGUGAGCAAGAACGAGAUCAAGCAGAAAGACCGUGACUUCUUAUUGAGGGCCGUUCGGCAGAAACGCAGCCAGUCUGGGCCUACUCAACCGCCAGCCGGCAUAGAGAUGCAAACCUUCUCUGUCACCAAGAAGAGAGAUGAAACUGGCACUUUGGAAGCUUCAAUCGUCCUCUCAGGGCCCUUGGACUUCCUGCAGAAGCCCACCACAGGCUUUGUGAGGCUGAACGACGCUGUGAUCCUGGAUUCAGCUCUGGAGACGCCGGUGCCAGUCCGGUUCGUCUUCCUGCUAGUGGGACCUACUCAGAGCACCAUGAACUACCAUGAGAUGGGACGGGCGAUGGCCGCACUGAUGGCUGACAGGGUGUUCAACUCGGCAGCCUUCCUGGCUCAGAACGAGAAGGAGGUAAUGGAGGCUGUGGCCGACUUCAUGGACUGCAGCAUCGUGCUCCCUCCCACGGAGAUCCAGAACGAGUCCAUGCUCCAGUCCAUUAUCAACUUCCAGAAGAAGCUUCUGGAAGAUCGCAGGCGGCCUUCUGACCGCUGGCUCUAUGAAGAAAAACCCACAGGUCCCAUAGUCCCUGAGGAGCCCAAAGAGGACCCCCUGGCACGCACUGGACGACCAUUUGGCGGCAUGGUCAAAGACAUAAAGAGGCGCUACCGGCACUACCUAAGUGAUUACAUCGACGCCCUCAACCCCCAGGUCCUGGCUGCUGUCAUCUUCAUUUACUUUGCUGCCCUUUCUCCUGCCAUCACCUUUGGAGGACUUCUGGCUGACAAGACGGAGCACAUGAUGGGAGUUUCUGAACUGAUGAUCUCCACCUGUGUCCAGGGAAUCAUCUUCUGUCUCUUUGCUGCCCAGCCUGUUCUGGUCAUUGGCUUCUCUGGGCCUCUACUGGUCUUCGAAGAGGCCUUCUUUGGAUUCUGCAAGUCUCAAGAUAUUGAGUACAUCGUGGGCAGGGUGUGGGUGGGCAUUUGGCUGGUUGUCAUCGUGGUGGUCAUCGUAGCUGCGGAGGGCAGCUUCCUGGUCAGGUUCAUCUCACGCUUCACUCAAGAAAUCUUCUCCAUCCUCAUCUCGCUCAUCUUCAUCUAUGAGACCUUCGCCAAACUCAUCAGGAUCUUUCAAGCCCAUCCUCUGAUCCUCAAUUACGAGCACCUGAAUGAAACCUUGGAUGACCCCUUCCACCCUGUUGUCGAAGUGCGUCACCGUAACGAAUCUGGAAAUGUCACCGUCCAUCAUCAUAUCCGGGAGAGAGCCUACCCCAACACAGCCCUACUCUCCAUGUGCCUGAUGUUCGGGUGCUUCUUCAUCGCUUACUUCCUUAGGCAAUUCAAAAAUGGACAGUUCCUGCCCGGCCCUAUCCGUCGCAUGAUUGGAGAUUUUGGAGUUCCCAUCGCAAUUUUCUUCAUGAUCGCUGUGGACAUCAGCAUUGAGGACGCCUACACUCAGAAACUUGUGGUUCCUAAGGGGCUGACAGUGUCUAACACCACUGCCAGGGGUUGGCUGAUUCACCCCUUUGGGGAGAAGAAAGAGUUCCCCAUCUGGAUGAUGUUUGGCUGCCUGGUCCCAGCACUGCUUGUCUUCAUCCUCAUCUUCCUCGAGUCCCAAAUUACCACGCUGAUUGUGAGUAAGCCAGAGCGGAAGAUGGUGAAAGGCUCUGGGUUUCACUUUGACCUACUACUCCUUGUCGGCAUGGGAGGCAUCAGUGCUGUAUUUGGGGUGCCCUGGUUGAGCGCCGCCACGGUGCGUUCUGUCACCCAUGCCAACGCCCUGACCGUCAUGAGCAAGGGGCCCAGCCCUGUGAUCGAGAAAGUGCUGGAGCAGAGGGUUAGCGGCAUCCUGGUCGCCGCAUUGGUCGGUAUAUCCAUUCUGAUGGAGCCCAUUCUGAAGAUGAUCCCCAUGACGGCUCUGUUCGGGAUCUUCCUCUACAUGGGUAUAACCUCACUCAGUGGGAUCCAGCUGUGGGACCGCAUAUUACUCCUGCUGACACCAAAGAAGUACUACCCAGACCAUCCUUAUGCUCAACGGGUGAAGCCCCUACGAUUGCACUUGUUCACCUUGAUCCAGAUUGUGUGCUUGGUGGUCCUGUGGGCGGUGAAGUCAAGCCCUUUCUCUUUGGCCCUGCCCUUCAUCCUCAUUCUCACCAUCCCCCUGCGCAUGGUCAUGACGGGCCGCCUCUUCACUCCGCAGGAGAUGAAAUGCUUGGAUGCCGAUGAUGUCAAGGUGACAUUCGACGAAGAGCCGGGCGAGGACGUGUACACCGAGUCCCCACUGCCUUAGUCACUUCAGUACAUUUUCAACCUCUAAAUAACAUUGAACCGUAAUCCCACCGUUGAAUCCCAAGUGGCUAAAUCCUAGACAGGAACAUGUUUUAAUGUAAUAAAAAAAGUAUAUAUUUAUCUCUAUAUUACAUUCCUACGAAAGUGACCUAUACAAUUACUGAAAAUCUAACAGGAUCCCUCUGGCACAUUAUUGUAACCCUAUGGUAAACUGGCCAAUCCAACAGUUAAGGGACAUUUUGUGAGGGAUGUUUUUGUGUGGGUGGUAGUAACUCAGGAUCAUUACUAUUCAGAAAUGAAUAUAGCAUUGUGCACUUAACCUAUUUAUGAAACAUUUUUAAAGAUCCUGCUGUAACCAGAAAUGUUGUUAUUCUGUAUCGGCAAUCUGUUUUCAAAAUAUCAAACAUCUUUUCUUUCUUAGUAUCUAUUGACUUAACAUGCAUAUCAUUAAUGUGUUCAGUGUCACAAAAUGAAUCACUCUUACCUUUUAGGGGACUGUGAUACUGCACUGAUUUGUCAAUUUAAUUAUGUAUUUUAAAGUUAUUUAAUUCUAUCAUUAUAAUGAUAAUUUGUUUUAUUUUUGCUUCAUCGUGAUGUACUUGCUCGCUUACCACACAAAAUGGUACUAUUGAGUGUUAGCUUCCAUCAAGAGUGCUGUAGGAUUGUGUUAUGACCUGAAGGUAGAGUUUAUGUUUAGAGGUUUCUUCUUAAAAUGUACACAAGGAAUGCUUUUUUUUUUUACAGGCAUUAUCUAUGAUUGUGGAGAACGUGCAUUUUGAAACAAAAUUAUGAACAAGAUGAUUUUCAAUUACCUUCCUUUAUUCCAUUUAGACUUCACAUAUUCAUAGAUGUGCUUUAGUUUGAGUGUGAAUGGGACGUUAUUAGUAGUGUUAUGUGUAAUUUCGGAUCUGUAAAUAUGCCAAUGCUGAAAUCAAAUUGAUAGUGUAAUACUCAUUGAAUUUUAGAGGAAGAAAAAAAGGCCAGGACAGGGAGGAGGUGUAUUUUGUUGCAUUAGUUUAUUUUACUACAUGCUUCUGCUUUUUUAAUCAUGUGUCCAUUAAAGUUUAU
Molecule: messenger RNA, 4067 nt
Organism: Megalops cyprinoides (Indo-Pacific tarpon)
Lineage: Eukaryota; Metazoa; Chordata; Actinopteri; Elopiformes; Megalopidae
Product: band 3 anion exchange protein-like
Exons: 22
Coding region: 178-3000 (940 amino acids)
Biological process (GO): regulation of intracellular pH; bicarbonate transport; transmembrane transport
Cellular component (GO): basolateral plasma membrane; plasma membrane
Molecular function (GO): bicarbonate transmembrane transporter activity; solute:inorganic anion antiporter activity; monoatomic anion transmembrane transporter activity
Source: RefSeq, a predicted model, not a curated record